This is a messenger RNA of Cannabis sativa, 3912 nucleotides long. RefSeq names its product phospholipase D beta 2-like. NCBI's taxonomy places the organism in Eukaryota, Viridiplantae, Streptophyta, Magnoliopsida, Rosales, Cannabaceae. The record is from RefSeq and is a predicted model, not a curated record. The transcript is spliced from 11 exons. The coding region runs from base 265 to 3612 and encodes 1115 amino acids. Gene Ontology annotation, molecular function: D-type glycerophospholipase activity. Gene Ontology annotation, biological process: phospholipid catabolic process. Gene Ontology annotation, cellular component: plasma membrane.
AACCGGGUGAGUCUGUCAUGUAUAAAAUAAACAAAAAAUAAAAAUAAAUAGUGGAAAUGGCGGUAAGUGAAAGUAUACCUGGUUUGGUGGUUGACUGUAGAUUUGUUAAGUUAGGAAGAUUGAAAUGACCGCCGUACCUUUUUCCCUCAAACUUCAUCUUCUUCAUUUUUGAAGUUUCCAAUCUCAAUCUGAAAUUCUCAAUUCAUAAUUUAUUAGACCCUAAAAGGCCAAAAUCUUUGUUAGGUACUAUAAAUUUGUUUAAAAAUGGAUAAUUAUGGUUCUUCGUACCCUUACCAAAAUUCAGGCUAUGGAUACCCUCCUAACACUCCUCCACCAGCAUCACAAUACCCACCCUCAAAUUCAGAUCCGUACGCCCCUGCUCCAUAUCCACAGCCACAGCCACACCCAUACCCAUAUCCCUACGCCCCUUCAUAUUCAUUCUCAUCUGCAUACCCACCGCCACCAUUUUCAAACUCACAUUCUGGCCCUUUAGAUUAUCAACUCCCUCCACCUCCCCCUUCCCCAUCCCAUUCACACCCACCUCAUCAUUCUUCUUCCCCACUUCCGUAUCCAUAUCCAUAUCCAGCUUCAGCUCCUCCGGUGACCCCAAGUGCUCCUGGGCCUCACCUUCAACACCAUGGAAGUUUCCAACAUGGUUCAGGCCACUAUCACUAUGAACAAACCGGUGGGAGUUACCCACCUGUUGAAAACCCAGCCAGCUUCCCACCUCGAGCUAAUAGCUUCUCGAAUCAUCAUAGGCAGGAGAGUUAUAGUUCAGUGGGAGUUGGGCCAUCUACAAAUCAUGAUGUUGACAAUGUACCGGCGUCUUCUGCUAGCCACUCUGUUUACCCUCCUUUGGAUGCUCUUUUGAACAAUGUGCAUUUGUAUGAUAACCAUCCAACUGCUCCAGUGUUACCUCAUGCGCCUGCAGUGUCACCCUUAAUAAGUUCACCCCAAAGUGCUAAGUUUGAAAACCAUGGGGAGUUUUAUGGAUAUCCUAAUAGCUCAUUUUCUAGUAAUUGGGAGGGCGCUUAUUCUGAUCAGGUUGCUUCGCCUACUCACUCUGUGUAUUCCACUUCAACCUCAUUCAAUGGUUCGCAACAUAGUCAGAAUUUGCAGAUUGUGCCAUUGCAAGGUAAAGGAUCCUUGAAGGUUUUGCUUCUACAUGGGAAUUUAGAUAUAUGGGUACAUGAUGCUAAAAAUCUGCCAAAUAUGGACAUGUUCCAUAAAACAUUGGGGGAUGUGUUUGCGAAGUUGCCAGGGAAUGUGACCAAUAAAAUUGAAGGGCACAUGAAGAACACGAUCACUAGUGAUCCAUAUGUUUCAAUUUCAGUGGCAAAUGCGGUAAUUGGGAGAACUUAUGUGAUUAGCAAUUCUGAGGAUCCUGUUUGGAAGCAACACUUCAAUGUUCCAGUAGCUCAUAAUGCUGCUGAGGUGCACUUUGUUGUAAAAGACAGUGAUGUUGUAGGGUCACAGCUCAUUGGAGUUGUGGCAAUUCCAGUAGAGCAGUUAUACUCGGGAGAAAAAAUUGAGGGAGCUUACCCUAUCUUGAAUGCUAGUGGGAAGCCAUGCAAACCCGGAGCCGUUCUGGGACUUUCAAUUCAGUACUUCCCAAUGGAGAAGCUGAGCAUUUACCACUCUGGAGUAGGGGCAGGCCCUGAUUAUUAUGGAGUUCCUGGGACUUAUUUUCCUCUUAGGAAGGGUUGCAGAGUUACACUUUAUCAAGAUGCCCAUGUCCCAGAUGGAGCCCUUCCAGAUUUGAGACUAGAUGGUGGUUACACAUAUGUGCAUGGGAAGUGUUGGCAGGACAUUUUUGAUGCAAUACGUCAGGCACGACGUUUAAUAUACAUAACUGGGUGGUCAGUAUGGCACAACGUCAAAUUAGUCCGUGAUGAUAGUUAUGCAUCUGAUUUUACCCUGGGGGAUAUUUUGAGGUCCAAGUCUCAGGAAGGAGUGAGAGUGCUGCUACUUGUUUGGGAUGAUCCCACUUCAAGGAGCAUUUUAGGCUAUAAAACUGAUGGAAUCAUGGCAACCCAUGAUGAAGAAACUCGCCGAUUUUUCAAGCACUCAUCAGUGCAAGUGCUACUAUGUCCCCGCAGUGCUGGAAAAAGACACAGCUGGUUGAAGCAAAGGGAAGUUGAGACAAUUUAUACACACCAUCAGAAAAAUGUUAUUGUUGAUGCUGAUGCUGGCAAUAACAGAAGAAAAAUCAUGGCUUUUGUUGGAGGACUUGAUUUGUGUGAUGGACGGUAUGAUACUCCACAUCACGCUCUAUUUAGGACACUUCAAACUGUGCAUAAGGACGAUUACCACAACCCUACGUUUACGGGUAAUCUUGCUGGUUGUCCAAGAGAGCCAUGGCAUGACUUGCAUUCUCGAAUUGAUGGCCCUGCUGCUUAUGAUGUUCUGACAAACUUUGAAGAGCGAUGGUUAAAGGCUUCAAAACCACAUGGGAUGUCCAAAUUAAAGAGAAAACAAUAUGACGAUGCCUUGCUUAGACUAGAAAGGAUUCCGGACAUCAUUGGGUUGUCUGAAGCUACUUGCAGUAGUGAGAACGACCCUGAAGCUUGGCACGUUCAGAUAUUCCGUUCAAUCGACUCGAAUUCAGUUAAAGAAUUCCCUAAGGAUCCAAAAGAUGCCACAAGCAAGAACCUGGUGUGCGGGAAGAAUGUGCUGAUCGACAUGAGUAUACAUACGGCUUAUGUGAAGGCCAUUCGUGCAGCUCAGCAUUUCAUUUAUAUUGAGAACCAGUAUUUUAUUGGAUCUUCUUACAACUGGAGUUCCCACAAAGAUUUAGGUGCUAAUAAUCUGAUUCCAAUGGAAAUUGCCCUUAAGAUUGCAGAUAAAAUUAGAGCCAAUGAGAGAUUUGCUGCAUAUAUUGUUAUUCCAAUGUGGCCAGAGGGUGUUCCAACUGGUGCUGCUACCCAAAGGAUUCUCUUUUGGCAGAAUAAGACAAUGCAAAUGAUGUAUGAGACAAUUUACAAGGCACUUGUUGAAGCUGGGCUCGAAGGUGCUUACUCACCCCAGGAUUAUUUAAACUUCUUUUGUCUUGGCAACCGUGAGGACUUGGAUGGAAAUAACAGUGGCAUGGAAAGUCCUACCGCAGCAAACAGUCCUCAGGCACUGAGUAGGAAAAACCGAAGAUUUAUGAUUUAUGUUCACUCAAAAGGCAUGAUAGUUGAUGACGAGUAUGUAAUCAUUGGAUCUGCCAACAUCAAUCAGCGCUCUAUGGAAGGCACUAGAGACACCGAAAUUGCAAUGGGAGCUUACCAGCCCCAUCAUACCUGGGCACGGAAAUUUCGUAAUCCUCUUGGACAGAUAUACGGUUAUAGGAUGUCAUUGUGGGCAGAGCAUAUGGGAACCAUUGAAGAUUGCUUCACACAACCAGAGAGCAUUGAUUGUGUGAAAAAAGUAAGAUCAAUGGGGGAGAUGAACUGGAAACAGUUUGCUGCAGAUGAGGUAACAGAGAUGAGAGGACAUCUUCUCAAGUACCCAGUUGAAGUUGAUCGAAAAGGCAAGGUGAGGUCCCUUCCUGGACAUGAAAAUUUCCCAGAUGCAGGAGGAAAUAUAGUCGGCUCAUUUAUUGCUAUUCAGGAAAAUCUCACAAUAUGAUUCUGCUAUUUUUUACUGGCCAACUCAAACAAUGAGAAAUAGAUAUUCAAACACAAAUUAUAGUGCUAAAUUGUUUUGUUUCGCCUCAGAGAAUUAUAGUGUGUGUAUAGUCUUUUACUAACUUGUGUAACAUAGCAUAGAGUUUACUUGCACUUUACCGACUUGUACAUUACAAUUUUCCUAUUAUGUGUAUAUACACAAUCAUAGAAAAGUAUACAAAUAUAAUCAGGAAGUUUUGUAUGUACACUUAAAAUUCUCCUGAAUAAAAGAUUUGAGAGCUGUUUACAUUGUUGGAUAUAA